Brettanomyces bruxellensis is the source of this 918-nucleotide messenger RNA. RefSeq lists its product as uncharacterized. NCBI's taxonomy places the organism in Eukaryota, Fungi, Ascomycota, Pichiomycetes, Pichiales, Pichiaceae. Bases 1 to 918 code for a protein of 305 amino acids. The record is from RefSeq and is a predicted model, not a curated record. The transcript has a single exon.
AUGAUUCCCAUAAUACAUCAUAUCAUAUUGGCACUUAUUUUGCUGUGCAUUACUCAAGCCCAGAGUAUAAAAAUUGGUAGACAGAUCCCAGUUAGUGGGCGUGGAGCAACAGAGCUUAAUACUAAGAUAAAAGGGAUCAGGGAAGAGCUUGAUUCGUACAGAAUUAGCCAUCAAGAUGAUUCAAAUGGGUUUAUUAGGAGGAGGCAUGAAUUUUUGGGAAGUUACCAGAAAGAUGUCGACAAGAUAAUAAACAAUUUACGGCAAGAGAUGAAUAAAUAUUUACAGCUUAAUUCAUGCUUGCGAUAUUACUUUCAAGACUUUGUUGAUUUCAGUGAACUCGAAUCUAGUGAAGGCAGCGCGGCUCAUAUUCUCCUGGCGAUAAAUGUGAUAGUGGAAAACGAGCCUAAUCCAAGAGUUCAGUCUUUAAACUUAAAUAUCAUGGAUAAAGACAUGAAUGCAUUAAGAAGAAAGAAUGGCAUUCAUGAGCGUGAAAGUCAUAUUGCCGUGGAUUAUCCCGUGAUGAGUAAAAGCAGAGAGGAAUACGGCAACGAGCAUAUAGAUUUCUGCUUCGAAAAUUUAAAAGUAGAUAGAUCUUGGAGUUCUGAUCCUCAUGAUAUUAAUAUUUACACGGACAUCAGUUUUGGUCUCCCGGCCAUAAAAUCAAAUUACAUGGAGUCCACAAACAGAAUUGGGAAAAUUAACGAGAAGCUUGAAAAGUCGGAUACGGAGUUGGAUGCUAUGGUUAAUCAAAUGCAGUCAAGUAUGGCGACUGCAUAUUCAAGACUCCGUGACAUGAAUGAAGACACAUAUUCAAAGCAAACCAUCUUUUAUAUUCUCAUACUAUGCAGCUACUUUGGCACGUGCAUCUUUGAAAUUUUGUGGCUUCGUCGUGUCCUACGGCUUCGCAAGCUGGCAUAA